Messenger RNA from Setaria italica (foxtail millet), 981 nucleotides. Its product is annotated as photosystem II repair protein PSB27-H1, chloroplastic. NCBI's taxonomy places the organism in Eukaryota, Viridiplantae, Streptophyta, Magnoliopsida, Poales, Poaceae. Gene Ontology annotation, cellular component: photosystem II; chloroplast thylakoid lumen. Gene Ontology annotation, biological process: photosystem II repair; photosystem II assembly. The record is from RefSeq and is a predicted model, not a curated record. Bases 83 to 604 code for a protein of 173 amino acids. The transcript has a single exon.
ACCUAAGCCUUGGCACGGCUCACUGACCCUUCCCUCUGCUUCUCUGUUUCCCGCCGAGAGCUCACUGCUCACGUCAGUAGAGAUGAGGACCGCGUCGUCCCCCGUGCCCGCCGCCGUCCUCGCCGCCCCCUCCUCUGCCGCUGCCGUCGUAAAGCCGCCGCCUCGCGCCGCAGCACCGGCCGCGAAUGCCGCCGCCGUGAGCACCGGCAGGCGGGACGUGCUCGCCGGGACGGGCCUGGCGGCGGUGCUUCUGGCGCUGGGACCGGCGUGCGGCGCAGCGCGUGCGGCGGACGACGAGUACGUGAGCGAGACGAAGGAGGUGAUCGGGAAGGUGCGGUCGACGAUCAACAAGGACAAGUCGGACCCGGACGUGGCGGACGCGGUGGCGGAGCUACGGGAGCUGUCCAACUCGUGGGUGGCCAAGUACCGGCGGGAGAAGUCGCUGCUGGGGAGGCCUUCGUUCCGGGAGAUGUACUCGGCGCUCAACGCCGUGUCGGGCCACUACAUCAGCUUCGGCCCCACGGCGCCCAUCCCGGCCAAGCGCCGCGCCCGCAUCCUCGAGGAGAUGGACACCGCCGAGAAGGCGCUCCUCCGCGGCAGGUAGGCCUUCAAGAUCCCCAGCCAAGCCGGCCAUGGCGGCGAUCGAUCGCCGUGGUUAAACUUGUGGCGGGAACACGCGUGCCCCGGCUCAGCGAGUACCUCUUUUUUGUAACUACUACUGCGAUGUAUAUGCAUUCGUACGUGAUGCGAGCUGUCUGCACCGUGUUCCGCCCGGCUGGGAGUGUGUACUGUGAGUGAAAAAAAAAAGUCGGAUUCUGAGCUCUGAGUUCGUGAUUUUCAGCACACUUUGUGCAUUCAUCUUGUAAGACUUUUUGUAUCAGCUGCCUGGCUGACAUGGUGAGAAUACUCAUGGAUGGGAUUGGGACUUGUCCAUCGGCUGUCCCGGUAGCCGGCGGCCAUUCUCGGUUCUUGUUUGCGUUG